This is a messenger RNA of Capsicum annuum, 1397 nucleotides long. Its product is annotated as cold-inducible RNA-binding protein. The record is from RefSeq and is a predicted model, not a curated record. The transcript is spliced from 4 exons. Bases 110 to 394 code for a protein of 94 amino acids. Gene Ontology annotation, biological process: positive regulation of mRNA splicing, via spliceosome. Lineage: Eukaryota; Viridiplantae; Streptophyta; Magnoliopsida; Solanales; Solanaceae. Gene Ontology annotation, molecular function: RNA binding. Gene Ontology annotation, cellular component: spliceosomal complex.
GAACAGUAGGGACCAAAAUGAAAUUUGGGUUAAGAAAGUGACCGAGUUGCAAUUUCAACAAAUGCAGUGUUCUCUUUGACUUGAUAGAACGCAGCUCUCGGAAACUCAGAUGGCAAAAGGGUUGCAGCUAUUCGUUAGCAGGUUAUCAUUUUACACUACGAAUGAACAGUUGAAGAAUCUCUUUUCACCUUUUGGCGCUGUUACCGAAGCUAGGCUUGUUAAAGAUCCAAGAACGCAAAGGCCUAAAGGUUUUGGAUUUGUUACCUUUGAGUCAGAAGCAGAUGCCCAGAAUGCAUUGAAUUCUCUUAACGGAAGGAUUGUUGAUGGAAGACUGAUUUUUGUAGAAGUUGCUGAGACUACAGAAGCUACAGAAAACAAAACAUCAAGAAAAUAAGUUUCCAUAAUUCAGCAUACACAUUGCUAUUUCAUAUUCCAGAUAAUGGGAGAAUUUUUGGCCAUUUCUCAGUCCUCCAUAGUUUUGCCUCACUUUCGAUUCCAAGCUUGGAGUCAAAGACAGCAUUUCAUUGCUCAUAGUCAGCCAUUGAGGUCACUUCAUUCAUCUCCGCAUCCCUUGACUACCCCUCAGACACUGUAUCCAGAAUUGUCCACUGAAUCGAAGCAUUUCUACUGCGGGUUCAGAGCCAGUGUUGUCUCUGACUCUACAAGGCCAACUACCUUUUCUGUUGAUUCAGCUGGACCAGGAAUCGAUAUUCUGCCAGAUGCAGGUGGUGGUGGAGAUGAUUCUGGGGGUGCAAAUGGCGACGGUGGCGGCGGGGGAGAUAAUGGUGGCAAUGAGGGGGGGUCAGAUGAAGGCAAGGAUCAUAAUAGUAAAAAGAAAAUGGCCCUCUCUAUGUCCCAAAAAUUAACAUUAGGUUAUGCUUUCUUGGUUGGUGCUGGUGGUUUUAUGGGUUAUCUGAAGAGUGGCAGCACGAAGUCCCUGAUUGCAGGUGGAGUUUCUGCUUCCCUCCUGUACGCUGUUUAUGCUAUGCUUCCAACACAACCUGUUUUGGCAUCAGCAAUUGGUUUCAUCCUCUCAGCUGGACUUCUUGGAGUAAUGGGAUCUCGUUUUCUGAAGUCAAAGAAGGUUUUUCCAGCUGGUGUUGUCUCCUUUGUGUCUUUUGUUAUGACCGGUGGUUAUUUGCACGGAAUAUUGCGCAGUGCGCAUUAGAUCCCCUAAAAUGAGCCAAGUUUUGGUCAACAGACUGAACACAGAUAAUCACUAGUAUCUACUCUCUACUGUGGAUUAUAGUUUUCAUAUCUGUUUGAAUUUGGAUUUUGCGAAGUUUCCUAAGAGUUGUCGGGCUGCUUGAAGUAAACUAAUGUUGUAUCAAGGGAACCUUUGCUAACCCUCUUCCUCCGUCGUGUAUUCAUCCUGUCUUUGGAGAAGUUUUCCUCUA